Messenger RNA from Miscanthus lutarioriparius, 720 nucleotides. NCBI's taxonomy places the organism in Eukaryota, Viridiplantae, Streptophyta, Magnoliopsida, Poales, Poaceae. The record is from the annotation of a GenBank genome assembly.
AUGAGGUUCCGGCCAUCGUCGGCCCCGGGCUCCGCCGGUUUGGCUAUCGGUGCUGUUAGAUCCAACGCAGCGGUCUUCACCGCGCUAGCCGCCGCCUGCGUCGCUACCUACGCCAUCGCCAUAUCGCGCGACCCGGGAUGCGUGCCGGCGUCCUUCGUGCCCGACGUCGAGGAUGUCGGGAGCCCCAUCCACGAGAUCAAGCGCAAGGGUGGUGACUUGAGAUACUGCCAGAAAUCUUCCCAUUAUAAACCUCCUCGAGCACACCAUUGUCGUGUCUGCAAAAGAUGUGUUCUAAGAAUGGACCACUACUGUAUAUGGAUUAAUAACUGUGUUGGGCAUGAGAACUACAAGAUAUUCCUAGUUUUUGUUCUGUAUGCUGUAAUUGCAAGCUUCUAUUCUAUGGUUCUCAUUAUAGGUGGUGCUGUGCAUUUACCCAAAGAUGAACAACCAGGCAGUGAUUCUUCUAGAACAUCUAUUAUUGUCAAUGGGGUUCUUCUGUGCCCUUUAGCGUUGGCACUGAUGGUUCUAUUGGAGUUCAUUUGGCGCUGUAUACUGAGAAAGCAGCUUCAAAAAGCAUUUGCUGUUAUCCUUGGCUGUAUGUCAGCUGCUAUACUGUUGGCUGAAGCUACUUUACUUCCAAGUGGUGUUGAUUUAUCUCUCUUUUCUAUUCUUAUAAAAGCUGUAGGAAAGCAAGAGGUUUUAGUUCAGGUAAGGAACUGA